CUUUUCUCCAUCACGGUCGGGGGUGCUGUCCCGCUCAGAGCUGUAAGCCAGCCAGACCUGGUGGAGCGCCUCAUCUCUGUAGACAUUAGUCCUGUCUCAACUGCGCCUGUCUCUGAAUUCUCUGCCUACAUCUCUGCCAUGAAGUCGGUGAAGAUCCCAGAUGGCCUGCCCCGCUCUGUGGCCCGCCAGCUGGCUGACGAUCAGCUGCGUCCAGUGGUCCAGCUUCCACAGAUGAGACAGUUCCUCCUCACCAAUCUGGUGGAGGUGGAGGGCCGCUAUGUCUGGCGGGUGAACCUGGAGGCUAUUUCCCACCACUUGGCAGAUGUCAUGAACUUCCCCGUCUUCCACAAGCCAUAUCAUGGCCCUGCACUCUUCUUAGGAGGAUCCAACUCACCCUAUAUCAGCUCCAAAGACUACCCGGAGAUCCAGCGCCUCUUCCCCAAGGCGGAUAUCCAGCACAUCGCAGGUGCAGGCCACAUAGUCCAUCAGGAUAAAUUUGAAGAAUUCGUCACUGCUGUCCUCAAUUUCCUGCCACCACCAUAG
Molecule: messenger RNA, 543 nt
Organism: Pelecanus crispus (Dalmatian pelican)
Lineage: Eukaryota; Metazoa; Chordata; Aves; Pelecaniformes; Pelecanidae
Source: RefSeq, a predicted model, not a curated record